This is a messenger RNA of Paramecium pentaurelia, 4477 nucleotides long. The record is from the annotation of a GenBank genome assembly. NCBI's taxonomy places the organism in Eukaryota, Ciliophora, Oligohymenophorea, Peniculida, Parameciidae.
AUGCUUUUCACGCAAUUUGCAAUUUCUUAUGGAUAGAUUUUGUACCAAGAAAACUUUAUAGAUGAUAGCUUUGUAGAUACUGAAGGUAUUUUAUAUUAUUUAAUGUUAGGAUGGUAAGUAUAUAAUGCACCCAAAAAUAUAGGUGAAUGUAAUGAAAUAAAAUUAUUUGGAGGUUAUGAAGUAUUUGGAAAGAACACAAUGAUUACAAAACUUAUAACUCUACCUCCACACUAUGCAAUUAUGAUUACAGUAGAAUUUUGGAAGUAAUAUAUAUUAUAAAUAUAUAGAAUGGAUUCUUGGGAUGAUGAAUAUUUUUAUAUAUAUGUAGACUAGUAGCUAAUAUUCUCAAAAAUGUAUGGAUCGUCAGCUACAAAUCCAAACUUGUGUGGAUCAAGAACUGGGCAGGUAUGGCGUGAAGAAAUAUCAUAAAUCAGUGUAACAUAAAAUCACAACUUCAAAUCACUUUUUAUUCUUAUGACAUCGAAUUUAAAAGGUUAGCAAGAUGUAAGAAUAUUAUUUAUGAAAGGAAUGGUGGGGAAUUAGACAUUUCAAAUUAUAUAUCUAUGAAUGUCCACCUGGAUGUUAAACUUGUACUUCAGAAGAUUCAGCUAUUCUUUGCCAGAUUUGGGUUAUUUAAUAUCAAAGCUUGUUAAAUGUGGAUAUUGAUUAAUUCUAAAUGGAAGGAUGGAUAAUUUUGGAAGGAGAAUAAUCUAUAAAUUCUUGUUCUUGUAAUUUUAUUUUACACUAUUUUAGCUAUUCCUAUAUUAAGAGGAUUGGUUAAAAAUGAACAAAAAAGCAAAAUUAUAAAAUCAAUAAACUUGCCAGUUCACUGUUAAAUUAAAAUUAAAUUUAGGUUUAUUUUCAUUGACAAAUGGGAUUCUGAAUAUGCUUAAUUAUAUGUUGAUAAUCAAUUAAUAUGGAAUUAUUCUCAUUAAUCAGUUACAGGGAAAAUUAAUCUUUGUGGUGGGUAGAUUGGUGAGAAAAUAUUAGAUUAGGAAAUUAUUUUGCCUCAUAAAUAAUAAUUGUUAGAAUUGUAAUUUACUACUUCAUUGACAAAUCCACUUUCAGAAUUAUCUUUUGGCAUAAGAGAUAUUGAAAUAUUUAUAGGUAAAUAUAUCAAUAAUUUAAGAUUGUCCAUUUGGUUUUCCUUUUGAUUUUGUUUGUGAAGGAAUUUGUGGAAAUGGAGAGAUAGAUAAAGCUGAACAAUGUGAUGAUGGAAAUAUAUAUCCCUUUGAUGGAUGUUUUAAUUGCCAAUAUUCUUGUUUUGAAGGUUGUUCUAAUUGUAUUAAGGGAAUUUGUUUUGAAUGCUAAGAAGGAUGGAUAUUCUAUGAAUUUACAUGUACUAAAGAUUUCCUUAUAAAUACGCAAGAUUAAUUUCUUAUUGAAUAGCAGUAAUAAUGUUUAAACAAUUGUAAAUUAUGUAUAAAUAUGAUGUGUUAAGAAUGUGAUAUUGGAUUCUAUUUAAUCAACAAUAAAUGUUAAACAAUUUGUGGAGAUGGAAUAAUAGCUAGAGAUGAAGUAUGUGAAUUAGAUUAAUAAGAUUGUUAAAAUUGUUAAUUUAUUUGUCCUAAGUAUUGUGAUGUUUGCAUAGAAGGUGAAUGUCAGUAAUGUAUAAUUGGAUAUACAUUUGAUUAUAUUGAAAAAUAUUGUUAACCUAUAUGUGGAAAUGGUGUUGUGUCUGAUGAUGAAGAAUGUGAUGAUUUUAAUAUAGAAAAUGGGGNUUAUAUAUCUAUGAAUGUCCACCUGGAUGUUAAACUUGUACUUCAGAAGAUUCAGCUAUUCUUUGCCAGAUUUGGGUUAUUUAAUAUCAAAGCUUGUUAAAUGUGGAUAUUGAUUAAUUCUAAAUGGAAGGAUGGAUAAUUUUGGAAGGAGAAUAAUCUAUAAAUUCUUGUUCUUGUAAUUUUAUUUUACACUAUUUUAGCUAUUCCUAUAUUAAGAGGAUUGGUUAAAAAUGAACAAAAAAGCAAAAUUAUAAAAUCAAUAAACUUGCCAGUUCACUGUUAAAUUAAAAUUAAAUUUAGGUUUAUUUUCAUUGACAAAUGGGAUUCUGAAUAUGCUUAAUUAUAUGUUGAUAAUCAAUUAAUAUGGAAUUAUUCUCAUUAAUCAGUUACAGGGAAAAUUAAUCUUUGUGGUGGGUAGAUUGGUGAGAAAAUAUUAGAUUAGGAAAUUAUUUUGCCUCAUAAAUAAUAAUUGUUAGAAUUGUAAUUUACUACUUCAUUGACAAAUCCACUUUCAGAAUUAUCUUUUGGCAUAAGAGAUAUUGAAAUAUUUAUAGGUAAAUAUAUCAAUAAUUUAAGAUUGUCCAUUUGGUUUUCCUUUUGAUUUUGUUUGUGAAGGAAUUUGUGGAAAUGGAGAGAUAGAUAAAGCUGAACAAUGUGAUGAUGGAAAUAUAUAUCCCUUUGAUGGAUGUUUUAAUUGCCAAUAUUCUUGUUUUGAAGGUUGUUCUAAUUGUAUUAAGGGAAUUUGUUUUGAAUGCUAAGAAGGAUGGAUAUUCUAUGAAUUUACAUGUACUAAAGAUUUCCUUAUAAAUACGCAAGAUUAAUUUCUUAUUGAAUAGCAGUAAUAAUGUUUAAACAAUUGUAAAUUAUGUAUAAAUAUGAUGUGUUAAGAAUGUGAUAUUGGAUUCUAUUUAAUCAACAAUAAAUGUUAAACAAUUUGUGGAGAUGGAAUAAUAGCUAGAGAUGAAGUAUGUGAAUUAGAUUAAUAAGAUUGUUAAAAUUGUUAAUUUAUUUGUCCUAAGUAUUGUGAUGUUUGCAUAGAAGGUGAAUGUCAGUAAUGUAUAAUUGGAUAUACAUUUGAUUAUAUUGAAAAAUAUUGUUAACCUAUAUGUGGAAAUGGUGUUGUGUCUGAUGAUGAAGAAUGUGAUGAUUUUAAUAUAGAAAAUGGGGAUGGAUGUUCUAGUUAAUGUAAAAUUGAAUAGAAUUAUAUUUGUAAGAAUUAUUAAUACUCAUUUUCAGAAUGUAAUUAUGAAAAAUAUCCUUCAUUCUAACUUUCAUUAAAAAAUACAUAUCAUUAAUAUUAAUAUGUUUCUAUUUAUUUUGAUCAAAUGGUUAAAACAAAGAGUUAGAAUGUUUUUUUGAAAAUGAUAAGUAUGCGUUUAAUUGGACCAAAAGAAAUAUAUUAUGAUUUAAAUUUGAUUCCAAUCCAAGAACCCUUUGAAUUAGUUUCAUCUGCAGAAUAUUUAGUGGAAGUUGUAAUAAAUACUACUUUAUCAUAACCUCCUAUUUUAGAAGUAACUCUAGAAGAUUAACUCUUUAAUCAAAAUGAUGCUCCACUUAUAAAUCAAAUUAAUUAAGUCAAACUUAAUCUUCCAUAAUACCUUAAUGAUCAUUAAAAAUUGAAUGCUAUUUACCUUAAAGAAGUUGCUAAAUACACAAUGAUUUCAAUGGGAGGAUCAGUUGUGUUAAUAUUGAUUCUUUGUGGCUCAUUAUUAAUUUAAGAAACACUUGAAAUACUUCAAUAGUAAUCCUACCUUAGAUUUAUUAAUGUAGUUUUUCCUCUCAAUUUAUUUAUUUAUUUUGAAUCAAGUAAUUUGAUAUCAAUGUAACCUAUUAUGGACAAAAUUAGAAUUGAUAAAGUAUUAACAUCAUUUAUGGAUGAUUAAUAUUUGGAAUCUUAGGAGAAAUUAUUAUUCUAUGAAGUCAAUGCAGAUAUCUUAUGUAAUAUAUAAACUUAAGUAUUCCAAAUUAUCAUACUUAUGAUUACUUAUUAUUCAAAUUAUUUAGUCAUAAAACUAUUAAGGAAAUUAACAUAUUAAUAGUUUUUUUAUUUUGGUUAAUAAAUUGCUAAAUUUUUAAUGAAAGUCUUAAAGUCUUUGUAAAAAUUAAAAAGAAACUUUGAAACUUAAGCAUUCUAAGACUUUCUGAACACAAAUAGUUGGGAUCUCCUUUUUAUGUCCUUUCUCUAAAUCUAGUCAAAAACUAACAACAUUAUUUCUAAAUUAAUUGCAUAUCUGAUUUUGUAUAUCAGUCUUUUUCUUUCAUCCACAAUGUUUAGUAGAAUAAGUAAUCCAAUUAUAAGGAGUCCUAAAUAAUUAUGGAUUUCAAAGUCAAAUUAAAUCAAAAUAUUGAAAAAAGCUUUAUUUAUUAGCGUAUUAGUGAUGGUACAAUAAAAUCAAAAACUACAAAUUAUGUUAUUAACUUUUGUAUGCUAAUUCUAUUUAAUCUAUCUUUUCAUUAUGAAACCUUUUAAGAACAUCAUAGAUUAAAUUAAUACUAUGGCACUGGAAAUAAGUUCAUUUAUAUUUUGUUUUUCAUCAGCAUUAUAUUGGAAUAAUUUUACAGAUAAAUUGAAUUAUAGUAUUCAAAUAUAAUUUGCAUGGUUUUAAAUAGGAAUGUUAUUGUCAUGCUUAUUUAUUAAUUUCGUAUCAUAAUUAUGCAUGAUAUGUAUAAAACUGAAAAAGAUUAUGGUGAAAAAGUUAUAUUAUUCCAAGUAAAAUUAGAUGCCAAUGAAAACUAAUCCAUUUUUAAUUCCUUGA